Molecule: messenger RNA, 673 nt
Organism: Papaver somniferum (opium poppy)
Lineage: Eukaryota; Viridiplantae; Streptophyta; Magnoliopsida; Ranunculales; Papaveraceae
Exons: 4
Coding region: 161-613 (150 amino acids)
Source: RefSeq, a predicted model, not a curated record
GAAGAAACAAAGAAAAUGGUUAGAGAAAUAAAUUGAUUUUUUAUGUUUUUAACAGAAACUGGACGGACUUGGUUAACAAAUAAGUGGAAUUAAAUGCACAUGGUGGUGGAGCUUCUGUAUUAACUGGUUCCAUCACUAACAUGUUGAAUAAAUAAAUUAGAUGGUGACGCUAUUCACAGAGGUAAUGAAGUCUUUGAUAGGCAGGAUGCGGUAUCAGGAAGUUAACUUUCCAGAGAAGAAUCUCGAGCUAAGGGACUACAUUUCAUUACCUGCAACAAAAGAAAAUGAAAAGCUGCGCUCGAAGUGGGAUUUGAUUGCAAAUAUUUUUCAUGAUGGAGAUCCCAGAGAAAAAAUUUAUAGAGUAUUUUCAUAUCAAAAAACAGAAGAAGGUAACAGUUGCAAGAUUUUCAUAUUGCAGACAAAUUUUCUUGGAUAUUUGCCCUAUCAGAGACUUACAUGCAAAUAUAUGAACAGCAACACCCGUGAUUCGGAAGAGUUUUGCUCUUUUGAGUUUACUUUCUUUUUAGUAAUCAAAGUCGAUGAUACAGAUUGUUUUUUAAUUCAUGUUUUGGAACUGAUUCAACUACAAAGAGAUAUAAAGAUGUACGAAUAAGGGAUGUUAUCUGAUGUUUCAGUUAAUGUGUAUGUGAAAGAAAAAGGAAAAAUGUCAUGA